Molecule: messenger RNA, 1509 nt
Organism: Scedosporium apiospermum
Lineage: Eukaryota; Fungi; Ascomycota; Sordariomycetes; Microascales; Microascaceae
Exons: 2
Coding region: 1-1509 (502 amino acids)
Source: RefSeq, a predicted model, not a curated record
AUGGAACACGCACCACCAAAUUCUGAAACCCACCAAGAUCCAAACAGACACUAUGAGUACUCAACACUCCCUGAAGCGCUUCCAGAAGAGCUCCAGCCCGGGGGAUUCAUCCAGCGCGUACCGCUCGAGAAUGAAGCCGAGUCCAAGAUUGCGUACAAUGACGCCGGAUUAAUCAAAGUCGACGACGAGGAAAAACCAAAGGACACCCCGAUCCAGGAGAGUCUGAACGCCACACCGCCAGUCCAGCCCUGGUGGAGACGACGGUUAACAUGGAUAAUAAUAGCAGGUGUCGCGGUGGUUGUAGUUGGCCUCGUCGUGGGAUUGACGGUAGGCCUGUUGACGAAGAAACGUCGAGAUCAACCAAAACCAGUCGAUACAUCUUUCGGCACCCCCACAAAUUUCACUUCCAGUAGCACAUCCCGUGCCUCUUCGUGCCGUGGCGUUGUUUGUCCGUCGAUGCUCGCCGUAGCUCAGGUAACUGCCACGAACGAUCUAGGCUUCUUCAUCUUCAGCCGCGGAUCCGAUCGCGCGAUAUGGUACCGUCGAGGGAACCAGACCGCCUGGGAUGCCGACUGGGCCAGUCUAGGAGGCGAAUUCGACAGCCAGCCAUCCGCCGUCGCAAUGGGCGAUGACCAGAUUUACGUUUUCGCCGCGUGGUCCGACGGUUCUGUGCGGUCCAAGACAUAUCGGAACGGUCAGUGGACGCGGGACUGGGAGAGUCUACAGGGCAAUAAAACUAUCAACGCGCCAUCUGUCUGCUCCUGGGGCCCGAACAACAUCGAAGUGUUUGCCACGGACGAGGAAAAUCUCUUGAUCCACAGGCGGUUCAAUGGCGUGAAGUGGGAGCCUGCAGUCGACAACCCCUGGCAGAAAUGGGGAGGAUACACUAGCGCAGCGCCUGCGGCUGUCUGUCCUGGCUCGGGACGGGUCGAUGUCGUGAGCUAUGGUGGAUAUUCUGACGCGCUUCACGAUGUCGGGUGGAUGCAUUAUAAGGACGGAAAAUGGAUUUUGUGGGAGGGGAACAGUCGUCCUAACGCCGAUGUGGGUUAUCUCGGCGAUCCGACGCUGGUAAUAGUUGAGGAUGAGACCAUAGCUGUCCUCGGUGUUGGAUCUGACAAGCAGUUGUACUACACCGAGUGGUCGCCAACUGCGAACUAUAGUGUAACGGAAGAUCUCGGCGGUAGCUUCGAGUCGAUGGCUAGCGUUUUGACUUCCUCAAGUGGGAAUUUGGAUGUCCUAGCCGUCGGCAGAGAAGACAGGCUCAUGCAUAAAGCUCGCGUGGAUGGAGCGUGGGCCAAGGAUUGGGAAGAUCUCGGUGGUUACUUUAACAGCGCGCCGUUGCCCAUGCGCCUGGGUGACGGUCGGAUCAUUGUGUUUGGUCUCGGCCCCGACGGAAACAUGAUUCAUGGGAAGUGGUCGCCCACGCACAGCUUUGCUUGGGGAGAGGGCGAGUGGUUUAAUGACUCGGGCAGCCUGGCAACCGGUUGGCUGAGAGCCGGGCCGGCGUAA